CGCCAGCAGAGCUCCGGACGGGCCGGGCGGGUGGCCAUGGCGGGCGUAGAGGACGUACCGGGCCGACAGCCGGGACUGGACGAGGACGAGGCGGCGUACUGCCGGCGCUGGGGCGCGCAGCACGCCGGGGCCCGCGAGCUGGCCGCGCUCUAUUCGCCAGGCAAGCGCCUUCAGGAGUGGUGUUCCGUGACCCUGUGCUUCACCCUCAUUGCCCACAACCUGGUCCACCUCCUGCUGCUGGCCCGUUGGGAGCACACGCCCCUCGUCGUCCUAGGUGUUGUUGCAGGGGCUCUCAUUGCUGACUUCUUGUCUGGCCUGGUGCACUGGGGUGCAGACACAUGGGGCUCCGUGGAGCUGCCCAUCGUGGGGAAGGCUUUCAUCAGGCCCUUCCGGGAACAUCACAUUGACCCCACAGCCAUCACGAGGCAUGACUUCAUCGAGACCAAUGGUGACAACUGCCUGGUGACGCUGCUGCCUCUGCUGAACAUGGCCUACAAGUUCCGCACGCAGAACCCAGAAACCGUGGAGCAGGAGUACCCCUGGGAUUGCUUCGUCUUCUGCCUCACCAUCUUCGGCACCUUCACCAACCAGAUUCACAAGUGGUCGCACACGUACUUCGGGCUGCCGCGCUGGGUCACGCUGCUGCAGGACUGGCACGUGAUCCUGCCGCGGAAGCACCACCGCAUCCACCACGUGGCCCCGCACGAGACCUACUUCUGCAUCACCACAGGCUGGCUCAACUACCCCUUGGAGAAGAUAGGCUUCUGGCGGCGCCUGGAGGACCUCAUCCAGGGCCUGACGGGCGAGAAGCCUCGGGCGGAUGACAUGAAGUGGGCCCAGAAGAUCCAGUAGCUUCUCCAGCCUGCUGUCUGGUUGCCAACCGUUCUCAGCGAAGCAAAGCCAUCUGCCAAACUCAUGCUCCUCAAGCUGCCCCUCCUGAGAGAGAGGAGUCUCCUGGGCCGGGCCCAGGCCCCAGCACCCCCAGCCUACCCCUGUGACAGAAUACUUGAGCCACUUGAGUUUUCAAAUCUCAUUUUCUUCCUUGCUCCUCCCAGCCACCUGAGCUGCUCCGGAUGCCAAGCCUGACUGCAGAAAAGCCAGUCUAGGCCAGCCCCACCGGCUGCAGCCAUUCACGGCGGCCAGCAUGGGGGCCUGCAGCGAUCCAGGGAUCCCCCCCCCAGGACACUCAAGUGCCCCCCCAGUCGUUGCCUAGUCUUGGCCCUGCAAACUGACCCCAGAGGCCUGGGUGGGCGGACAGCAGAGCUUGGCAAAGGUCCAAGGGUGUCGACAGGGAGAGACCAGAAUCCCUUGGCCACAUCUGGACACCCUCUUCCCCUCACCUCCACUUCCUUCUGCCCACAUGCCCAGCUGGAUGUGAUGUUUCCAGUAUAAGGAUGACUUUGCAGGGCAUACCCUUGUGAAGGGGCUUGGUCAUCUGGGAAAGUCACUGUGUCCCUUCUGGCCAGUGUGUGUCAGAGAAGGAAGAGUAGGGCUUUUUUUUAUUUUGGGGAUUUUUUUUUUUAAAGGUGCUUGCUUGUUAAUGUAAAUAAUAGAAAGCCUUAAUAUCUUUUCUGUAACAUGGAGUAAUAUUUUAAUGUCAUGUUUUGGAUGUACAUAAUAUAUUUAUAACAAAGCAGCAAGAAUAUACUUAAUCCUGGCUGCCUCGUGUUUCCUGGCUGGCUAGGGUGAGGAAAGAGCCUGGGAUGGAGCCAUACCCCUUCCCAGCUUCCCAGUCCUGGCCUCCGGCUGGGACUUUGUUUCCCCAAGGUGGUGAAUUUCUUUCGAGACAAGGUCUCACGUAGCCCAGGCUUGUCCUCACAAACUCCAUAUGUAGCAAACUGCUGGCCUUGAACUUCUGGUCCUCCUGCUUUCAUCCCCAAAGUGCUGGGGUUACAGACCUGCCAAGCCACAGCCAGCCUACAGUGAACUAAGGAUGACUUGUGCACACUUGGGCAGGGGACCUGGAUCAAGUGGCCGUGACCUUGUGGUCUUUUGCACAGAUCAUGAUAGAACAGUGGUAGCUGGCUGUUGGAGAGUUUCUUCAGAAGAUGAAGGGGUUCCCCCUGUGUGCUACGCUCUGGCCUGGAUCCCGGGUGCAGCCAUGAACAGACCAGCAAGGAUCUGGCGGGUGGAGCUGACCUCUGGGGAAAGGCACAAUAAACCUAAAUAAAGGCACGUGGCAUUUCA
Molecule: messenger RNA, 2187 nt
Organism: Jaculus jaculus (lesser Egyptian jerboa)
Lineage: Eukaryota; Metazoa; Chordata; Mammalia; Rodentia; Dipodidae
Gene: Peds1
Product: plasmanylethanolamine desaturase 1
Exons: 6
Coding region: 37-852 (271 amino acids)
Biological process (GO): ether lipid biosynthetic process
Cellular component (GO): endoplasmic reticulum membrane
Molecular function (GO): plasmanylethanolamine desaturase activity
Source: RefSeq, a predicted model, not a curated record